CGCGUAAACAAGGAUUUUAUAGCGAUAUGAGUCCCUCCCAUUUUCUCGCACAUGAACUUUAACUACCUUCGUUAUUCUAGAGCGACCAUGCUCAAAUCUACCUUCAAUCCCCUCUACCGGGAGCUUUUCCCCAGUUCCAAAUCUCUUAAAAUGUCACCGCACGUAAUCACGAACGCAUUUGCCACCAGCGCACCACGUGUUCGACAAAAUGUCCCUAGGAAACACACAAUCGAAAUUGCUCCUCACCUAGCUCCUCCUACUUCUGCUUAUAUUCAUCUCCCCUUCUGCCGCAAGCGUUGCCAUUAUUGUGAUUUCCCAAUCGUGGCUCUUGGCUCUGCUUCAACCCAAAUUGAUGAUGACCCUCGAGUGAUUAACUACAUACAACUUCUCUGCAGAGAAAUCAAUGCAAUGAAGGUGAACAUCAAUGCUAAAACGCCUCUUGAGACUGUGUUUUUUGGGGGAGGGACACCAUCUCUCGUGCCGGCACGGUUGGUUUCAUUGGUUUUGGAGGCGUUGAGUGGGAAAUUUGGUGUGUGUGAGGAUGCUGAGAUUUCAAUGGAAAUGGAUCCUGGGACAUUUGAUGCUAGGAAGAUGGAAGCGAUGAUAGCGUUAGGAGUGAAUAGAGUAUCUUUGGGAGUUCAGGCAUUUCAGGAGAAGCUGUUGAGAGCUUGUGGGAGGGCACAUGGCCUGGAAGAGGUUAAUGAAUCUAUUGGUAUUGUCAAGUCAUGUGGGGUUGAGAAUUGGAGUAUUGAUCUCAUAUCUUCACUGCCUCAUCAGACAACUGAUAUGUGGGAGGAAACUCUGAGGCUUGCCAUUGAGGCACAGCCCACUCAUGUUUCUGUGUAUGAUUUGCAAAUUGAACAGGGCACAAAAUUCGGAACACUGUAUACUCCAGGAGAAUUCCCCCUUCCUUCUGAGACACAAUCAGCAGAUUUCUAUAAAAUGGCUUCAAGAAUGCUUUCUGAUGCGAAUUACAACCACUAUGAAAUCAGCAGUUAUUGCAAGAGUGGAUAUGAAUGCAAACACAAUUAUACCUAUUGGAAGAACAAACCUUUCUAUGGAUUCGGCCUCGGCUCUGCGAGUUUCGUGGGUGGAUUAAGGUUUUCAAGACCCAAGAAAGUAAAUGAGUAUAUGACAUUCGUGCAGGAUUUGGAAAAUGGACUGUUAAAUUGCUCUUUCAAUGAUCAGAUUAAUGUCAAGGACACAGCCAUGGAUGUUGUGAUGCUGUCCCUGAGAACCUCAUCAGGUUUAGACUUGAAGAGUUUUGAAGAAUCAUUUGGUAGCUUCAUUGUUUCGUCUCUUUUGGAGACUUAUAAACCUUAUGUUGAAAGUGGACAUGUGGUUUGCUUGGAUGUGAAAAGACGAGCCAUUGGAGAAGAAGAACUCAGCACUUGUUUGUUGGCUGAGAACAAGAAGAAAGAAAGAAAAGUGGCUUAUAUACGGUUGAGUGACCCAGAAGGUUUUCUCUUAUCAAAUGAACUAAUAUCUCUUGCUUUUGAGGUCAUGGAUUCUUAUGACUUUUGUUCUGCGCACCAAGAGGCUGCUUGAGUGAGUUACCUUUUAUCUGCUAAAUAAUUUACAUUGUGUGUAUAUUAAUAGUUUUCUGCCAAGUAUUUUAUGAUAUUUUUCAAUUUUGCCAUUGAUGCCGAGCAUUCACUUGUGAUAUAUGUAAGAGUGAUCAUCAUUUCCUUCUUUCAAUUCAAAUGAGAUCUUUUCUUCAUAUAAA
Neltuma alba is the source of this 1726-nucleotide messenger RNA. Its product is annotated as oxygen-independent coproporphyrinogen-III oxidase-like protein sll1917. Gene Ontology annotation, biological process: porphyrin-containing compound biosynthetic process. The record is from RefSeq and is a predicted model, not a curated record. Gene Ontology annotation, molecular function: coproporphyrinogen oxidase activity; 4 iron, 4 sulfur cluster binding. Bases 52 to 1548 code for a protein of 498 amino acids. Gene Ontology annotation, cellular component: cytoplasm. The transcript has 2 exons. Lineage: Eukaryota; Viridiplantae; Streptophyta; Magnoliopsida; Fabales; Fabaceae.